GAUGUUCAUAAACCAGUGGCGACCAUAAGGAAAAGCAGUGUGACAAUCAAGAAAGUUUUGGGAACAACUAAACACCAGUGAGCCCAUUCUGCAAAUAAUUAACUUCCAAAAGUCUAUUUAAGCUCAGCACUUGCCAAAUGACAUCAGGCAUUUUGCUCGACUCCGUUACAUUUUUAGCUUUCAAACAUGCCGUUUUUCAUUUCCUUUUCGGCUUUUCAUUUAUUUUUCAUUGUUUCAUUAUGUACAUACUUCACUGGAGUUGCAGCACAGACAGAUUGCCGUAAGAGUGCGAUUCCUAAACUUGAAAACGCUGAAAGCCGUUCAGAUUUGAAGGACCAGUACAGCAACAAAGAAUCUGAACGAUUUCCUUGUAAGACCGGCUUUGUGGGUUUUUUUCGAGUAACGUGCAGAGAUGGAGUUUGGUCAAAAAGCGGACAAUGUCAAGCAAAGCAGUGUGGUCACCCUGGGGAUACAUUAAACGGGGACUUCAGUCUUGCAGUUGGAGAUGAUUUUGUAUUUGGAUCAACGGUUCAAUACACUUGCAGAAAAGGGUACACCAUGGUGAGCAGGAUAAGUCAUCGCACAUGCCUGUCCAGCGGAUGGGAUAAUAAUGUUCCUUUUUGUGAAGUGGUGAAAUGUGAACCACUGAAUCCACCUGAACAGUUGGAUGUAUCAGGAAACUUUGAAUCUCCCCAGUAUAGUGAUGUGGUAGAAUUUGAAUGCAACUCUGCUGCAGAGAAACUCAAUGGACCAAGACAAAUAUAUUGCACUGACACUGGUGACUGGAGUGGACAGAUGCCGACAUGCCAAGAAAUAACAUGCACACGCCCGGACAUACCAAACAGUAUAGUCGACGGUAAGAACGUCAUAUAUAAGAACGACGAGGUUAUAAGAUUUCGAUGUGUGGAAAACUACGAUGCCGUUGGAAGUGGGAUUGCUAGGUGUGGCAAAGACGGAUGGACAUUGUCGGUCCGGUGUGAAGAAUUUAAGUGUAAAGUGCCCGAUGGACAGUUUUUGGACUUUACCUCAUUCCCUGCCACUGAAUAUACAGUUGGUGAAGUGGUUAAUUAUACCUGUUUGGAAAGGUAUAAAAAAACAGAAAAAUUUGCCAGAUGCACACGGAACAACUGGAGACCACAAAUACUGUGUGUGGAAAUCACUUGCAACAACAUUCCUAAUAGUCGCUCUACAAAGCGUGUAGAUGAAAAGUGGUACCAUUAUCGUUGGACAUUCACUUAUGGAGAACACAACUACGAAUGUAAUACAAGAUUUAGAAAAACACAACCUACAGCAAAUUGUACAGCACAUGGUUGGGCUCCAAAAAAUCCCUGUGAAGAAAUCACAUGCAUUAAGCCUCAGGAAGUUAAACUACAUGACGGUGAGACGGUUUUCCGUCUAGGAAAACAUGGUUAUAGCUGUGUGGAUGGAUACAGACGAACUUCCAAUGAGGCCGAAUGUACUAAGAAUGGAUUAGUGAAGGAACAUCUAUGUGAACGGGAAUGUGUUAUGCGUCCUAUAACAAAUGGAUACACGGUCCGUGCGGAACAUGAAUCUGCCCUUUCAUAUGCAUGUGACGAGGGUUAUAAACCCAAAACAGGAGGAUGGUGGGACUACAUAACAUGUACAAAUGAAAAAUGGUCUGAUACUCCAGAAUGUAUUGAUAAAAAUCUCUGCAGGGACCUGCCAGAAAUCGCAAAUGGAAGAUCAAAGGAAACCAAACAAGAGUAUAGACACGGAGAGACUGUUAAAAUUGAAUGCGAUGCAGGGUAUUCUGCAAAAUGCACCAGCAGAAGUCCGAAAGUACCAGCAUGCAAGGCUGGAGAGGGCUGCAAUAAUACAAUGGCAGCUGAUAAGUCAGACAAAGGUGCUGGAUCUGAUGACUGUGCCUUGGCCAAAUGUAUCAACGGAGAAUGGCAGUUACCUCAAUGCAUUAAAUGUGUUCUGCCUCCUUUAACAAAUGGAUACACGGUCCGUGCGGAACAUGAAUCUGCCCUUUCAUAUGCAUGUGACGAGGGUUAUAAACCCAAAACAGGAGGAUGGUGGGACUACAUAACAUGUACAAAUGAAAAAUGGUCUGAUACUCCAAAAUGUAUUGCUAAUAACAGCUGCAGGGUUCUGCCUGCAGUUUUUCAUGCAGGGAUACACAAGGAUGAGUAUUCAGAUGGGGCAACGGUGGAAAUUCAGUGUUAUUUGGGGAGUACCUCUAAAUGCAUCAAUGUAAAAUUGGAAUGCACCGACAACUGCACAAGAAUCGAUGAAGAAAGAAAAGGUAGCAAGGAUGAAGAUAUAAAACGAAACGCUUGUGAAGCAGAAUGCCAGACUCAUUACUCAGCAAAAUGCAAAGAUGGAGAGUGGACAUUUCCGCUAUGUUACGAUAAAGUGAAUGAUUUGCCCUGUGACAUGGUCCCGGACAGGCAGUUGGAAAAUAAAAGAAAUGAAGAAGGCAUCGCAACACAAACCAAAUAAUGUUUCCAUAACUGUGUAAUGAUAUCUAAGUGUUUUUUUUUUGGUGAUCUACAAUACAAUUGCCAUUUCAAAUAAUCUCAGGAUCAUGUUUUACUGAUUAAAGGAAAUGUGUUUAUAGAGAGUGAUCUUUUAAUAGGCCAAUUUUGCAAUGUGACUAAUUACAGCUACCAAAAAAGUGUGGGUGAUGAUCAGACAGAGAGGGUCCAAGUGCAGGAGGUGUGGAUGUUUAAUUUGGAAGUUCAACUCGAAAUCAGAGAGAGGCAGGGCCAGAACAAGGGCAGAGACCCAAGACAAUAUGGAUGCAUAAUCCAAAGGGGAGAACGCAGGUAUGUAUAGGCAAUGGGUCAGUACCAAGAAGGGAAUCAAUGAUGCAACCAAAACCAGGAAAACACACGGGCAAGAAUCCUAAGUCCUGGGACCUGUAUCACAAAGUUGAUGCAUAAAAGCACAACAUGUGCAACAGUCAGCCAAUCACUUAAGCAAGGACUGCAGCACAGUUAUGUAUUUCAAUGCAGUGGAACAGAGAGUCAUGCUAAAGAACAAGGAAUUCUGAAGUACAACAAUGGUGAAGACCACCAAAAGCUAGAAAGGCGUGAAGCAGCAGAUCGCCAACAGUGGAAAUGUACACGUGCAGUUUCACUGUCAUUAAGAUAAUUGUCUUCACUCACAAACAUGCACAUUGUGGUUUUUGUAAUAAUUCUUGUCGUUUUAAUGCAUGUUUGUUAUUCAUUAUUAAACAGUUACCCAUUUAA
Messenger RNA from Brienomyrus brachyistius, 3218 nucleotides. Its product is annotated as complement factor H-like. The transcript is spliced from 16 exons. NCBI's taxonomy places the organism in Eukaryota, Metazoa, Chordata, Actinopteri, Osteoglossiformes, Mormyridae. The coding region runs from base 187 to 2466 and encodes 759 amino acids. The record is from RefSeq and is a predicted model, not a curated record.